AUGAAUGGUCUUCGUCCAUCUUUAACCACUGAAACCCGAAGACAUUACCCAACAACAACACAAGAUCUUUUAAAACAAGUCAAAAUUGCUGAAGAACUCACGGCAUCAAGUACCAUCUUUGCCUCCAACUAUAUUGAUAAUGAUGAUACAACACCAUAUCAAACCAUUUCAACAUCAACAAAUAAUUUUAAACAUUCUUCUCGAGUUUACAAUGAGGAUUAUCAUUAUCAUAAAAAUCCACAACAUUGCUUAAACAAAAUUUCUAACUCAUCAUAUGAUAAUUCAUCCGAACGACAUCAACCAUCUCAUUUAACUUGUGAAAUACCUAAUAUUAAAUCAUCAUCAAAUUUUAUACCAUCAUUAUUAAAUAAUAAUAAUCCAUAUCAAAAUAAUAAUCAUGCAUAUCAAGACAAGAAUUUUAAACAACAACAACAAUCAUAUCAACGUUGUUUUAAAUGUGGUUCAUUCGAUCAUAUAGCUCGUCACUCAGAUGGUUUAACCUCAUUUAUUGUUACAGGAGUUGUACAUUUAAAUAUUUAUAUUGGUGAAAUUAAAACAAGUAUUUCUGCAUAUGUAACACCAGUAUUAUGUACCAAUCUCAUACUAGGUAUGAAUUAUCUUUUAAACUCAUCAAAUUCUCAAACAACAACAACAAAUACACAAUUAAAUACAAUUACAACACCACCUUCACCUAUUUUACCUCAACAAGUUAUUCUGAAUUUAUUAUCUCAUAUUACUUAUCAAGUCCAACAUGAUCAAAUUCAAUCAUUAUUAUUGAAAUUUCAAUCUACAUUUGAUACAAGUAAAUAUACAAUUGCACGAACAAAAAUAUUUCAUGCUAUUGAAACAUAUCCUCAUGCUCCACCUGUAUCAAAAAGUUAUCCGAGUAAUCUAACAACAAAUUCAGAAAUGCGAUUGAUUAUCAAUAAAUUAAUCACUGCUGGUCUUAUACGUGAAUCUAAAUCUUCAUAUGCUGCUCCUGCAUUAUUAAUAAAGAAGAAAGAUCAUAGUUGGAGAUUAAUUAUUGAUUAUAAGAAAUUAAAUUCAAUUACGAUCAAAGAUAAUUAUCCUCUACCGAACAUGGAAAUUACUCUUCAAACAUUAGAUCGUUUUAAAACAGCAUUUAUCACUCCUUUUGAUUUAUACGAAUGGAGUGUUUUUCCUCAAGGUCUUCGUAAUGCUCCUCCAAGUUUUCAACGUAUUAUGAACAAGGUAUUAUCAUCAUGUACUGAUUUUUCCUUGGUUUACUUAGAUGAUAUAAUCAUCUUCUCUCGUACUUAUGAUGAACAUUUAAUUCAUCUCAAACAGAUUUUAAAUGCUUUACAAUUACAUAAUUUAAUCGUUAAUUCAACAAAAUGCGAAUUAGUUAAACAAACAAUGGAAUAUUUAGGACAUGUAAUUAAUUCAACAACAAUUACUCCUUUACCUGAUAAAAUUAAAUCUAUUAGUUUAUUACCUGAACCAAAAUCAUUAGCUCAAGCAAAUCGUUUGAUAGGUGCAUUGUCAUGGUAUAGAAAAUUUAUUCCACGCUUUGCUAGUAUUGUAGCACCUAUUCAUGCAGUCACCAAUCUUACUAAAUCAAAUCGACACAAAUUUAAAUGGGGUUCUGAACAAUCUAAAGCUUUUCGUGAUUUAAAACAUUUAUUAAUAUCGUCUCCACUUUUUCUCAAUUUUCCAGAUGAUACACAACCUGUAUUAUUAUCAUCAUCACAAAAACGUUAUCAUCCUAUUGAACUUGAAGCAUUAGCCAUAUUCAAAUGCAUUAAUCGAAUGAAAUCUUUUUUAUAUGGUCGAGAUAUUAUUAUUUUCACGGAUAAUUGUUCACUUUGUAAAUAUAAUUGUUUGCCAGAUUAUCUUUCACGUCAUCCUAUUUCAUAUGAUGAUGAAUUGCUUGAUUCUGAAUAUGGAUUAGAAUUUCGCCAAGAUCAAUCAUCUUCUAUUCAAUUAAUUGGUGCCGUUGUUACAAGAUCAAAAGCAAAAGCAGCCGCUAAUGCUACUUCAUCAUCAUCUUCACCACCACAACAACAAUAA
Molecule: messenger RNA, 2031 nt
Organism: Rotaria sp. Silwood2
Lineage: Eukaryota; Metazoa; Rotifera; Eurotatoria; Philodinida; Philodinidae
Source: the annotation of a GenBank genome assembly